Ambispora leptoticha is the source of this 152-nucleotide messenger RNA. The record is from the annotation of a GenBank genome assembly. NCBI's taxonomy places the organism in Eukaryota, Fungi, Glomeromycota, Glomeromycetes, Archaeosporales, Ambisporaceae.
UUCGAAGCAUUCAUAUUUAUAUACCGAUCCUUAUGAGCCAAUUGUGCAUAGAACUUUUGGUAUCGACCAAUCUAAUUGGAAUAUAAUAUCACAACAAAUAAAAGAUAUUUUUUCUGGAAUUUUUGCUGGACAUCGUAGGUUCGAACAUCCUG